AGUAUGUUGUCUGUUUUCCUCACAUUACUGGGGAGAGUAGACGUAGUGUUUGCUUUAAUCGCUGAAGUUUAGUGGAUAGAACUGUGUUAACUUAAAUGAACUUUCACGAGUUACGAGUGCACAGCGAGACCAACUCAGCGCGAGCAUCCGGUCACUUGUCUCAUCCCGUGUCGCGUGCAAUGUUGAAGAAACCAGCCGCCACUUUGUGAACUGAGCUCGGACUGUUAGCUAGCUAACACUCGCUAGCUCAGACUGUAGCACCAACAAUGUCUAUUCUUCCACAAAAUAACCUGAAGGAGCAGCUGGCGAGGCACAGCAAUGCUGCUCAGAGCAAACUGUCUCUGGCUAAACCCAAACCGGGGGCCUUUUCUUUCAAAAAGAAGACCUCAUCGGGUACAACCAAGGUGGAAGUCCUGACCAAGGUAACCAGCUCUAAUGUUUUGGCAAACAGGAAUGUCAAUGUCCCUAAGAACAGUGUGGUGACUCAAUCUCCUUUGACAUUUUCAAACAAGCUUGAGAGACCUCAAAAAUCCAAAAUCAACAACUUCUUCCCUGUAAGUUCAAAAGGCAUGUCGGACUCAAGCACCCCAGCAGGUAACCGUGCUCCUGCAGGUCAGACUCCUUCAGCAGUGUCUGCUACUAAGGUGACGACAGCUCUGACUAAAUCUGACAACCAGUUCACUAGUGGCAAUGGAGGCAACUCCACAAGUCUGGAUGCAUCUCUUGGAAUCUCGAUAGAUGACUGGGAUGAUUUUGAUGACUUUGAAACUCCUCCCGCCAAAGCAAAAAAUGACUCAUUCAGUUCAGAAAAAUCUGGGAAGAGCGCCAAUCCAGUGUCGUCUUUUAGUGAAGAAAAAACACAGCACACAGAGAAACUAAACCAUGACGCCUCUCUCAGAACACCAGAGUUAAGCAGCAGUUUUGGAAACAAGACAGGUCUCUCCAGAAGUGAACAGUCUCGCAUGGACACAGAUGAACUGGAGCAUGGUGUCGACAAAUCUGCAGUUUCACCAGGACCUAGUUCGAAUCAGGACCCAGCAGAGUUUGAAAUUGAGGAUUCUCCAGUUAGAAAGCCCAGAAGACGACGACUUCCCUCUGUUCAUCUGACGUCUGUCCUGAGUGAUAGUGAAGAGGACAAGGAUGAUGUGGUGGAGACUUUUAAAGAAAAGACAGACGAUAAGAAAAAAUGGGUUGACCCAAAGGUCAUACAGCUUAAUGACAACUCAGAGCCUGAAGAUGAUCUUGAUUACAUUCCCCCUUCUCCGAUCCAUGAUCAGAUCUCUUAUACCACUUUUGCACUGGAGACCAGCAGGUCUAAAUCAGCUGGUACUGAAAGCAGAGACAGUCCUGUGCAGUCAAAGGGACCUACAACAACACUACCUGAACCCUCUGAUCACCACUCAAAAGAUAAAACAAAUGAGCAACUCUUCAGUAUCAUGGAGUCCAUUUGUUCUCUGGUUGAUUCCAUCCCUGAACAUGAACUGAUAGGUUUGUCUUGUGGAGAUGAGCUGUUGCUGAAGAGGGCUCAAAGGAAGAGGAUUCUUGCAACAGGUGGUGGCGGUUUAUUGAAGAUACAGCAGCCAGACAGCACUGUGAUUUCUGAACCCCGCUUUACAGAAAAAUCCCUUAGCUGUGAUACGUCUAGUGUUAUGUCAUACAGCACCUCUGUGCCCAUUGACUUCAAGAAGCCUCCUCAGAUCAGGAGAUCUUCAGUCAUCUCUCUGGACUAUGACUCUGAUCUCUCUGACAGUAUUAUUAACACACAGCCUUUGUACAGUAAGAACAGCGGGACAGUGUCAGUGAAAAAUCAGAGUACCUGCGACUCUCCGUCAGCCCUCAGCCUCACAAAGCCAUCUUUUGAUUUCUCUAAGAAAACAAGCACAGACCUGGAUGAUUCAGAUCUCUUCUUCUCUCCCAAGAAGCCUGUUGAAACUGUUGUUCAGAAGAAAUCUAACACCCCAGCAGCCAUUACACCUGCAGAAGAGAUGGUGUUAGAUGAGUUUUAUGAUGACUACUUUGACAUAGAUGACUUCAAUGACUCCGAUAUCCCUGAUUACUAUGACGAGCCCCCAAACUCCAGCACUGUGACUACAACAGUGAAAGAGGGGGGACCAAGCAAGUCUUCAUGGGAUAAGAAACCAACAACACCUGCUCCUACACCCAAGCCUUCAACGGUCUGCUCUCCUGAGCCCACCUUCAGAAACCCAGCCCACGAUCGCUUCAGAGGGUACAACUUCCCCCACUCACAGGAGAUGAUGAAGAUCUUUCACAAGCGUUUUGGUCUCCAUCAGUUCAGAUUCAAUCAACUUGAAGCAAUCAAUGCAACAAUCCAGACAGAAGACACGUUUAUUUUGAUGCCCACUGGUGGGGGUAAAAGCCUGUGCUACCAGCUACCUGCCUGCGUGUCACCAGGGGUCACUGUGGUCAUUUCUCCUCUCAAAUCACUCAUUGUAGACCAGGUCCAGAAACUCACAACACUGGAUAUCCCAGCAACAAGCCUGUCUGGUAAUGUAAGUGAGAGUGAAGCAGGGAGGAUUUAUAUGCAGCUCUCUAGAAAAGACCCCAUCAUUAAACUUCUUUAUGUCACCCCUGAGAAGGUGAGUGCAAGUAACAAGCUGAUCUCCGCCCUGCACAACCUGUACGAGCGAGGCCUUUUGGCCCGCUUUGUCAUAGACGAGGCUCAUUGUGUCAGUCAGUGGGGUCACGAUUUCCGCCCAGACUACAAGAAGUUGCAUGAACUUCGUCAGAAGUUUCCCAAGGUGCCGAUGAUGGCCCUGACAGCCACCGCUACCCCGCGUGUUCAGAAAGACAUCCUCAACCAGCUGAAUAUGACUCGGCCACAGGUGUUCACCAUGAGCUUCAACAGAACGAACCUGAAGUAUGCUGUCCUGCCUAAGAAACCCAAAAAGGUCGAUGAGGACUGCAUCAAUUGGAUCAAGAAGCACUAUCCACGCGACUCUGGCAUUGUGUACUGCCUGUCCCGUAACGACUGUGAUGCCAUGGCUGAGAGCCUGCAGAGAGCACAGAUAUUAGCUCUGUCCUAUCACGCAGGCCUGAGUGACAGUGACAGAGAGUAUGUGCAGAACAAGUGGAUCAACCAGGACGGCUGCCAGGUCAUCUGUGCCACCAUAGCCUUUGGCAUGGGUAUCGACAAGCCUGAUGUGCGCUAUGUGAUCCAUGCCAGUCUGCCGAAGUCAGUGGAGGGUUACUACCAGGAGUCCGGGAGAGCUGGCAGAGACGGAGAGAUCUCUCACUGUAUUCUCUUCUACUCCUACACCGACGUCCACCGCAUCAAGAGGAUUAUCAGCAUGGACAGAGAAGGUGACAGACACACCAAGGCGACUCAUUUCAACAACCUCCACAGCAUGGUGCACUUCUGUGAGAACAUGAUGGAGUGCCGAAGGAUUCAGCUGCUUGCAUACUUCGGGGAGAUGAAGUUCAACAAAAGCUUCUGUAAGGAACACCCGGACGUGAGCUGCGACAACUGCGCCAAACCAAACCAAUACAAGAUGAGAAAUGUCACUGAAGACGUGAAGAAGAUUGUGAGGUUUGCCCAGGAGAACUGCGAAAAAGUUGGAGCAAGGUUUGGCAGGACUUCUCAGCAGAACCGACUGACACUGAACAUGCUGGUGGACAUCUUUAUAGGGUCUAAAUCUGCCAAAGUACAGACAGGAAUGUUUGGGAUGGGAGGAGCCUACUCCAGACACAAUGCUGACCGUCUCUUCAAAAAGCUGGUGCUGGACAACGUCCUGGUGGAGGAUCUUUACAUCACCAACAACGGCCAAGCUGUGUCGUAUAUCUCUGCUGGACCCAAAGCCAUGAACGUGCUGUCUGGACACAUGCAGGUGGAGUUCUAUGAGACGGAGAGCGCGUCUAGCAUCAGGAAACAUAAAGCAGCUGUGGCCAAGAAUGUCUCCCAGAGAGAGGAGAAGGUUCAGGAGUGUCUGAAGGAGCUGACGGAUCUGUGCAAGCAGCUGGGGAAAGCUUUUGGCAUUCACUAUUACAACAUCUUCUCCACUGCCACCUUGAAAAAGAUAUCAGAGAAGCUUUCUUCUGACGCUGAGGUCCUCUUACAAAUCGACGGUGUGACAGAAGACAAACUGGAGAAGUACGGAGCUGAAGUCAUACAGCUCCUAGAGAAAUACUCUGCGUGGCAGCUGCCAGAGGAGGAACAGGCAGUCAGUGGUGGAGACGGGUGGAUAGACACGGCACAAGGUCGCGCAUACGGAGACUCGGAAGACGAUGCAGAGUCCUCCACGUACUUCAAUAAUAAGCCUGCACAGGGACAGAAGAGAAAGAAAGCUCCAUUCUUCAAAUACUCCAAGAAGAAAAAAGCAUAUGGCAACUCAAGUGGCAACUCUAAAGGUCGUGGCUACAGCAGCAAUAAAUCGUUUUCAUCGUACAGCUACAGAGGUGGAUCAAAAGCUGCAGGUCGGGGGUCCAGGAGCACAGCGGGCGAUACAUCAGCAGGCAGGAGACCGGGCAUCAUGAGUGUCCCGACCCCUCAAACCAGCCAGCGACCCUUCUUAAAGCCAACCUUUUCAUACUUGGGCUAGGGCUGUUUUCUGGAUCUGACUUUCAGGGAAGCUACUUUUUCACUACAUUUUCAAACCAGCUGGUGUUACUGGGUACAUCCAAAGGGUUAAUGUAAACUGAUAAAAUUGUAUAUUUAUGUUCUGUACAUGACAUCUGUCCAGAUUUUGUAUUGUUCAUUGUAAAUUGUCACUUUUCACUGACCAUUUUGAUGUAAAUCUUUUUUUUUUGUUAUAAUAAAGACCAAUUAAAAUUUUGUAAUAAUAAACUUCAGCUGGUCGACAGAAUUUGUGUUGCA
Molecule: messenger RNA, 4831 nt
Organism: Epinephelus lanceolatus (giant grouper)
Lineage: Eukaryota; Metazoa; Chordata; Actinopteri; Perciformes; Serranidae
Gene: blm
Product: BLM RecQ like helicase
Biological process (GO): telomere maintenance; double-strand break repair via homologous recombination; DNA replication
Cellular component (GO): chromosome; cytoplasm; nucleus
Molecular function (GO): 3'-5' DNA helicase activity; ATP binding; hydrolase activity, acting on acid anhydrides, in phosphorus-containing anhydrides
Source: RefSeq, a predicted model, not a curated record